AAUUAUUAUUUAUAUUUACCACAUCUCAGCGAUUUGGAAGUUUGUCUCGGAGAAAAAGAGAACCCAGAUUCAAUUGACUUAAUUGCAGCAAGCAUGUCUGGACAAUUCGCAUACCCACCCCCGCCUAGCCAAGGCUCUAUUUCCUAUCCCAGCAACGCACCCAUCUACUCCCCGCCGCAGGCUUCCCCGGGCUUUCCACCUCCCAACUUCAGCUUCCCUCCGCCAACCCAGCAGCCUGCGCCUUCAAAUGGCGAGAACAAACCUCCUACACCACCAAUGAAUGAGAAAGCCAACCACGUCGCCGAUAACGCCGGAGUAUACGGCGCCAACGCAGCCAUUCGAAGUUCUUCCGAUGGACCGCCGUCAGGCACAACACUCACAAGAGCCCACACGGACAUGUCAAUCGGCAGCAAGUCCGGCCCAUUAGCGUCUGCGAACUUUGUAGGUGCCAUGUCCACAGACAUGGACGAUGUGGGAACCUUCAACGGCGGCAGCUACCGGAUCAGCCACCGCGACACCAACAGUCUCUUAACGAUCCAGCUAGCUUUCGGAUGCCCCCUGCAGGCCCGACCCGGAAUUAUGAUCGCCAUGUCCCCGUCAAUCUCCCUCCGAGGCUCGCUCUCCUUCGGAUGGAUGAAGGCGCUGGCCGGCGGGCAGGUGGCUCGGUCGACGUACACCGGACCCGGCGAGCUUCUCCUGGCGCCGUCCGUGCUGGGCGAUAUCACCGCGCUCCGUCUGGAUGGCACGCAGGAAUGGACGGUGGGGCGAGACGCCUUCCUGGCCUCGACGAGCGGCGUCACGAGCGAGUACAAGACCCAAGGCAUCAUGAAGGGCGUGUUCUCCGGCGAAGGGUUCUUCGUGUACAAGUUCCAGGGCUCCGGGAUUCUCUGGAUGCAGAGCUUCGGCGCGAUCGUCAAGAAAGAGCUAGCCAAAGACGAGAUCUAUUUCGUGAACAACGGACACCUGGUGGCGUGGAACUGUCAGUACAAGAUCGAGCGCGUCGCCUCCGGAGGCAUCAUCUCCAACUGGAGCGCCGGAGAGGGCCUGGCCUGUCGGUUCACCGGCCCUGGGUCCGUGUACAUGCAGACCCGGAAUGUAUCUUCCUUCCUGGCACAUAUCAGUGGCGGGAAAGCUAUCAGCUGAGUACAUUGUAGUAUUCUUGGGACCAAGGUUCUCCUGUCUGUUUAAUAUUCUUUGUUAUAUACCUUGUGUUGUGAUUUGUUUUGCAUCUUUUGUUACCGCAACUAGCACCUGACUGGA
Aspergillus homomorphus CBS 101889 is the source of this 1260-nucleotide messenger RNA. RefSeq names its product AIM24 family protein. Bases 94 to 1143 code for a protein of 349 amino acids. Lineage: Eukaryota; Fungi; Ascomycota; Eurotiomycetes; Eurotiales; Aspergillaceae. The transcript is spliced from 6 exons. The record is from RefSeq and is a predicted model, not a curated record.